UCAUAUUUAAAGAUUGUUAUUGGAUUGUGGCAAGUGUAAACACCGCAAUGAUCACCUUAAUCACCAAAGCCUGUAAAAGAAAAAGCCUUUUCAAUAGGCUUGAGAAAAAUCGGAUUAAAAUAAUAAACUACUUUAAUACGAGUUCCGUGUAUCAAGACGAACAAAGCUCGAAAAACCUUGGAUUACCACCAUCAUCAUUUGUAACAAAUCGGCCCAUGAAAGGCAGUUCAAGUGUCGCCACAAUCAAAAAUGAAAAUAUAAAAAAGUCUGUUUUUAUUUCACAGUCAAACGAUAUUUUCACGAACUUAGCUCUAGAGGAUUGGUUAUAUAGACACUUUGAUUUUCGCACACAUCACGUAUUAUUGCUAUGGGUUAAUGAUCCAUGCGUUGUAAUAGGUCGUCAUCAAAACCCUUUUAUGGAAGCAAAUGUUUCAGAACUAAGUUCACAAGGUGUUACAAUUGCACGUCGAAACAGUGGUGGUGGAGCCGUCUUUCACGACCGAGGUAAUCUGAAUUGCACAUUUUUCACACCACGCGAACGUUAUAAUAGAAAAUAUAACUUGAAUAUUUUGACAAGAGCAAUUUUUCGAGAAUGGGCAAUAAAAUCUGAUAUAAAUGAGCGAGAUGACAUUUGUAUCAAUCAAAAAAAGCUUUCUGGGACUGCUGCAAAACUGGGAUAUCCAAAUGCUUAUCAUCACUGUACUCUUUUGGCCAACACAAACAAACAUAAUCUUGGAAACUGUUUAAGAAAAGGGGAGGUCAGUUACAUCAGCAACUCUACACUUUCUGUACGUUCACCCAUUAAAAAUUUAUGUGAAAUAAAUCGGAAUGUCAAUAUUUCGCAAUUGAUAGCUGCAGUUGGUUAUGAAUAUCUGAGAACUUUUGCUACAGAGUUGGAAGAUGGCGGCAAUCAGCAGAUUAUGAAACAAUUGGGCUUUCAACUUAUCAAUCCGACGGAAAAAUGGUUUCCAGGAAUCGACAACUUAAGGACAGAGUUCAGUUCUUGGGAAUGGAAUUAUGGAAGAACUCCUAAAUUUACAGUUAAAAAGGAAUUAAUUCUGAAAGAUAGUGAUAAAGAGCACAAAAUAAUUCUAAAUAUUGCAGUGGAAAAGGGUAUUAUCAAUGGCGUAACCAUUACGAUGCCAAAUAAUGAACGUCUGCCAGUGGUAUCCAGUCUGCAACACAAGAACUAUAAUGAAUCUAACUUAAAUAAGAUUUUAAAUGCACUUAAGUUGGCUUGCACUGACAACAUAAUGCAAGCUAUAAACAGUCAUUAAUGUUUUGACGCAUAAUCAUAGUCAAGAAAAAGUAGGCUCUAUCUAUACAUUUCUUAUAUCAUAGUUGUGUUAGCGCCUGCUUUUUCGCUUAGAGUCGAUUCUAAAGUUAGAGCAACGAAAGCUGUUACCAACGCUAGCACUAAAUCUGAUAAAUAUAAUGGUAUUUCAUUGUUCGUAUUGAUUUAACGAGAUUUUGUGUAUUAUUUCUGGUUUUCAUAGGAGAAAGAAUUACUAAGAAUAUCCAAAGAGGGGAAAUUUAAUUGUAGAUAUACCUUCCACUAAUGACUAUUUCAUGAUUCUGAUCUUUAAAAUUACGUUAAAAUUAAAAUAACCGAAACAAACUCAAAUAACAGUGUUGCACGAUGACAUAAAAUAGCUAAUCUAUUACUUUUAAUAUAAUUUUGUGUUAAAGCCGGCUUUAGAUAGAACAUAUGCAGUACUAAACUAACCAUGAUAUAUAUGAAAACCAAGUUGGCUCUAACUGUUUAGUUACUCGUAACUAAAGUUGGCUCUAACUGAGGACUUUGAUUAUGCCCCAUUGUAUUUUGCUUAUUUUAGAUUUCAAAACACGUAAGCAUAAAUCCAAUACCGUUGUAUAUUAUUUCUAUUAAUUAUUGAGUACUUCAACUAACAUGCUUCUAAAAUUAAAAUAAAUUCGUCAUAUACAUUAAAAAAAA
Molecule: messenger RNA, 1954 nt
Organism: Rhagoletis pomonella (apple maggot)
Lineage: Eukaryota; Metazoa; Arthropoda; Insecta; Diptera; Tephritidae
Gene: Lipt1
Product: lipoyltransferase 1, mitochondrial
Exons: 4
Coding region: 48-1277 (409 amino acids)
Biological process (GO): protein lipoylation
Cellular component (GO): cytoplasm; mitochondrion
Molecular function (GO): lipoyltransferase activity
Source: RefSeq, a predicted model, not a curated record